GCGGGCUCCGCGUCAGCAGCUGCCGCGGAGCGAGGCCGCGUCGGCCGCGGGUUGGAGCAGCUCAGGUGCGGCCCCGCCCCGCCCGCCUGCGGCCCCGCCCCGGCCAGGUGAACCGCCCCGCCCUGGCCCAGGUGAGUGGCCCGGCGUCCGCCGGUGUGACCCGAGUCCGCCUGACCCCCCCCCCGUCCCUCCGGUGGCUCUGGGUGUGCGUGUCCCCAGUUGCGGGGAAACCUGUAGGGGCGCCACGUCGCCGCCCGGGCAGCGCGUGCGGGUCCGUGGCCGCUCUUGGGCCCCGGCCAGGAAACCUUGACUGCGCUGAGGGUUUGCCCGGUGCCCAGGCCCUGGGCACUCUCUAGAGGAUGGGAUGACAGAUGCUGGAAGACCCGGGGAAGGCCCGGAGAGAGAUGGUGAAAACAGUGAGUGUGGCCCAAAGAAGAACAUUUUUAAACAGAUACAACCAUUGGGAGUGACAGCAGACUCACCAUGGAGGUUCCCCCAGCAACCAAGUUUGGCGAGACCUUUGCAUUUGAGAACAGGUUAGAGUCACAACAAGGACUCUUCCCAGGGGAGGACCCGGGGGACCCUUUUCUUCAGGAAAGAGGUUUGGAGCAAAUGGCUGUGAUCUACAAGGAGAUCCCUCUUGGUGAGCAAGGCGAGGAACAUGGUGAUUACGAGGGCAAUUUCAGUCUGUGCUCAAGCCCUGUUCAGCAUCAAAGUAUCCCCCCAGGAACCAGAGUCCAGGAUGAUGAGCUGUUUGGCCAAACCUUCCUCCAGAAAUCCGACCUCAGCGUGUGUCAGAUAAUCCACGGUGAGGAACCCAGCCCUACCGAUGAUGCGGAAACAGACCGGGGGCACUCAGGACCCAGUGCACCUCACAGAACCCCACAAGCAGCCAAGCCCUACGCGUGUCGAGAGUGCGGGAAGGCCUUCAGCCAGAGCUCCCACCUGCUCCGACACCUGGUGAUCCACACCGGGGAGAAGCCCUACGAGUGCUGCGAGUGCGGGAAGGCCUUCAGCCAGAGCUCCCACCUGCUCCGGCACCAGGUCAUCCACACCGGAGAGAAGCCCUACGAGUGCCGGGAGUGCGGGAAGGCUUUCCGCCAGAGCUCCGCCCUCACGCAGCACCAAAAGAUCCACACGGGAAAGAGGCCCUACGAGUGCAGGGACUGCGGGAAAGAUUUCAGCCGGAGCUCCAGCCUCAGAAAACACGAACGGAUCCAUACGGGAGAGAGACCUUAUCAGUGUAAGGAGUGUGGGAAGUCCUUCAACCAGAGCUCGGGCCUGAGCCAGCACCGGAAGAUCCACACCCUAAAGAAACCUCACGAGUGCGAUCUCUGUGGGAAAGCCUUUUGUCACAGGUCACACCUCAUCCGACACCAGCGGAUCCACACCGGGAAGAAACCUUACAAGUGUGACGAGUGCGGGAAGGCCUUCAGCCAGAGCUCCAACCUCAUUGAGCAUCGCAAGACCCACACCGGCGAGAAGCCCUACAAAUGCCAGAAGUGCGGGAAGGCCUUCAGCCAGAGCUCCUCCCUCAUCGAGCACCAGCGCAUCCACACCGGCGAGAAGCCCUACGAGUGCUGUCAGUGCGGCAAGGCCUUCUGCCACAGCUCCGCGCUCAUCCAGCACCAGAGAAUCCACACCGGCAAGAAGCCCUACGCCUGCGAGUGCGGCAAAGCCUUCCGGCACAGGUCCGCCCUCAUCGAGCACUACAAAACCCACACCCGAGAGAAGCCCUACGUGUGCAAUCUGUGCGGCAAGUCCUUCCGGGGCAGCUCGCACCUGAUUAGGCAUCAGAAGAUCCAUUCUGGGGAGAAGCUGUAGAAAGAGGAGCCCACACAAAGCUUGAAAGCCUGUGCCAGAUGGAGCCCUUAUCCACGUCGCAUGGUCUCUAGACCCCACCUACCUCCCUGAUGCUGAAUGAAAACCCUCCGACGUAAGCGCUCCUGAACCUCCCGCCAGCAGGAAGGCCCCGCGUGUCCCCUGCCAAGACCGCCAGCUCUUAGCAGUGUUCCUGCGUGGAAGGGAAGGCAGGGCAAUAGGGAGGGCAGCUGGAAAAGAGAGCUGGCCUUCAGUUUCUCCUUCUUGCAUUGGACUCCCGAGCCUGCAGGAUUCCAUUUUGUUCUGGCUUCACUUUUCCCAGAAUCCAGAAGAAGAAAUGCCAAGAGGGAGAAAGUCGAGUUAAACCCAGGAAAAUAUCAGAUGAACUCUUUAAAUCAGGCUGCAGCCUGGCACUUUUAGAAGACAGAAACCACACUCACAGUCCAGAUCAGUGAAAGAAAGAUGAAUCCGAAAGUAGAUAUGUCAGCAGCACAGUGGAAUUUUCCAACUGGGUUGGGCAUUGGUAGGGACGACCGAAACAGGUCAACAGAGCAAAGGCAGGUCUAGAGGGUGCGUCUUGGGAGUGGGGGUGAGGGUGGGGAGCCCCUGGGCGUGGUCUCUUAACCCUCUCCUUAGCCCGAGGUCAGUUUGCCUCAGACAGCUCUGUUACAGGAGGGUAGAGGUUUGGCCCUGUUGGCCAGAGGAUGUUUGACACCUGGCUGUGACUCAGCCUGGUCACUGGACAUGAUUGCCCUCCAGGAAUAAUCUCCGACAUGCAGUGUCCCCAAGACCACAGUGUGCCUUGGACAUCAGCAGGGCUGGGUCUGGUCUGGCCUGGCAGUGAUGCAGCCCUUCUGUCCCAGUGUCAGGGCACCUGGGAAGCUGGGUGGCUUGUUGGAGGAGGCUGUGGUCCAAUCAGAAGGUCUGGAUUCAAGUCCUAGUUCCACCUCCUCCUACCUGUGUGAACUUGAACCAGUCCUGUAACCUCCCCAGGCUCCAUUUCCCCAUCCAAGAGUUGGGUAACGGGACCCAGCCAUGUGCCUCUAAGGGUUGGUGCCAGGCUGUCAUUUAGAACUCGGCCACAUGUGAAAGUGCUUUGGCAACUAUGAGCAGUCAUGGUGACUAAAGACAGAGACCCAGAGUGACCCCUGCCUCACCCCUGUGCAUUUCCGCAGGCUGGAGAGAUGUUCCCAUUUGGUGUCUGAGCGGUGGGACCUCUCACUGAGUAGGGCUUUCCCUCCCUCAGCCCCUUACAGCCUGGGCUGUGUAUGCUCUCAGAUGCAGUGUCCCACACAAGGACACUUCCUCUUGGAUGCCGUCCUGAGCCUCCUAUAGCAGCAGCAGCAUUCUGCACUUCCACAUUCUCUGUCCUCCCUGCCUGCCAACUGGAGUUCACGUGGGGCCUGUUUAAACAGUACCAUUGCCUGUUUCACCUGGACCAGUUCAGUCAGCCCUGAUGGUGGCAUGUUUUAAAGCUCCCCAGGUGAUUAUAACUUCCUAGUGUGUGGCCAGGCUGUGGGCCCUGUGCUGGGCUUUUUUUUUUUGAACAGAGUCUUGCUCUGUUGCCAGCCUGGAAUGCAGUGUGGGAUCUUGGCUCACUGCAACCUCUGCCUCCUGGGUUCAAGCGAUUCCCCUGCCUCAGCCUCCCAAGUAGCUGGGCCUACAGACAUGCACCGCCUCGCCUGACUAAUUUUUUAUAUUUCAGUAGAGACGGGGUUUCCCCGUGUUGGCCAGGAUGGUCUCAAUCUACUGACCUCGUGAUCUGCCCGCCUCAGUCUCCCGAGGUGCUGGGAUUACAGGCGUGAACCACCGUGCCCGGCUGUGCUGGGCUUUCAUGCAUCCCCUGACAGCUUCCAAUGUCAGCCUGCUGGCUUUGGAUGAGCAGAGCUUGAAGGCCAUUCUGUCUCAGUGCCGUACUCCUCACUCCACCAACCUGGAGCCUCAGGGAUGGGCUCAGGCAGUGCUGGUCAGCUGGGCGCUUGGGAAGUGUGUGUCCCAGGCCUUGGGGACGCCUUUAGUUCUGGCUUCCCUUGGGCUCAGAGCUAGUGGGGAAGGAGGCAGUCUAGGCUGUUUUGAAGUUCCCUAAACAUUUAUGGCUGGGCUCACAUAGACUUACCAUGGUAGCAGUGGCUACUUCAGCUGAUCAGAAGCUCAGCAUGGCCCUUAUGCCUAGUUUUGAUAAAUAAAUAUGGGAAAGCCA
Molecule: messenger RNA, 4021 nt
Organism: Saimiri boliviensis boliviensis (Bolivian squirrel monkey)
Lineage: Eukaryota; Metazoa; Chordata; Mammalia; Primates; Cebidae
Gene: ZNF70
Product: zinc finger protein 70
Biological process (GO): regulation of transcription by RNA polymerase II
Molecular function (GO): DNA-binding transcription factor activity, RNA polymerase II-specific; RNA polymerase II cis-regulatory region sequence-specific DNA binding
Source: RefSeq, a predicted model, not a curated record